GCGAGCCGAGCAGGCGGUGCUGCCGCCCGCUGCCGCUCGCCCCGCCGCGGCCGCCCCUGCUCGCAGCGCCCCUCUGAUCCAUGGCUGUCUGUCUGUACUUGUUACGGUGUAACAUCCUCCUCCUCCUCCUCCUCCUCCUCCUCUUCGGGAGCCGCUGCAACUUCCCCUCAGCCAGCCUCCUCCUUUGCUUGGGGACUGGAAAGGCAUGGGAUAGACCCAGAGCCACUUCUGUCUGUCUCCCCUCCCGCCCUCGCUCAGUUUCGCCCCUUUAAAUUAAAGUCCGUUCCUCGCUCCUCGCCGUUUUAAGAGAUUUAUUUGACAGUCUGUUAUUUCUUUCCCCCGGUUUUCUUUUCCCUCCGCGGGGUAGGGGUCAUAAAGGACCAGGGGUGGGCUUAUUUUAGGGAGGGGGGGCGCUCCAGCACCCCACCCCCUCCGUUUCUUCUCCCUCUUCCUCGGCCGUGACUCGAUUUCCCCUGCUGCUCCCUCCCGUGGAACUCACCGUCCUGUCCUGAGUGACGCACCGACACCCCCCUCCCACAGCCCAGACGUCCCCUCCCUCGCUGCCACCCCGACCCGCCUCGGAGCUGGACCGGGAGCCUACUUCUUCGCAGAAGGAUAUAUGUUGGGUAAAGGAGGAAAACGGAAGUUUGAUGAGCAUGAAGAUGGGCUGGAAGGCAAAAUCGUGUCUCCCUCUGACGGUCCAUCCAAGGUGUCUUACACCUUACAGCGCCAGACUAUCUUCAACAUUUCCCUUAUGAAACUCUAUAACCACAGGCCCCUGACAGAGCCCAGCUUGCAGAAGACUGUUUUAAUUAACAACAUGUUGAGGCGGAUCCAGGAGGAACUCAAGCAGGAAGGCAGCCUGAGGCCUGUGUUCACCCCAUCCUCCCAGUCCAGCGACUCACUGAGCGACAGCUAUCGGGAGGCCCCACCCGCCUUCAGCCACCUUGUGUCCUCUUCUGCUCACCCCUGUGAUCUCGGAAGCACUACGCCCCUGGAGGCCUGCCUCACCCCUGCCUCACUGCUCGAGGAUGACGAUGACACUUUUUGCACUUCUCAGGCUGUACAGCCCGCAGCUCCUGCCAGACUCUCCCCUGCAGCCCUCCCUCCAGAAAAGGACAGCUUCUCAUCUGCCUUGGAUGAGAUCGAGGAGCUCUGUCCCACAUCUACCUCCACAGAGGCCGCAACAGCAGCAGCAGCAGCGGCUGACAGCUUGAAAGGGACCUCUAGUGAGUCCAGCAUCCAGAAACCUGAGGGGCCCCAGGAGAGCCGCACAGACGACCCAAAACUGAUGGACUCUCUGCCUGGGAAUUUUGAAAUAACAACAUCCACAGGCUUCCUAACAGACUUGACCCUGGACGACAUCCUCUUCGCCGACAUUGACACCUCCAUGUAUGAUUUUGACCCCUGCACAUCCACAUCUGGGACAGCUUCGAAAAUGGCCCCUGUGUCUGCUGAUGACCUCCUCAAGACUCUGGCUCCUUACAGCAGUCAACCUGUCACCCCGAGUCAGCCUUUCAAGAUGGACCUCACAGAGCUGGACCACAUCAUGGAGGUGCUUGUUGGGUCCUAAGGCCUCCGGGACCCGGCAGUUGUGCCUGCCCAGACCCUGUGAGCAUCCCUGCAACCUUGAUGAUUCUCCACACUGUGCAUGCGCCCUUGCUUGCCUUUUGCAGAGAAAAAGAAAAUUUUACAAAAGGAUCACACUAGUUUUUGCUUUGAGCAGAGUUGGAGUGCCUUCAUCCACGUAUGACCACUUUUAAUGUCUUUUUGAGUGGUUCCUCAGAGACCUACUACCCUGGGAUAGGGAAUACAUUUGAAGACAAUAUUGCUGACGUUGAGUGACAGGCAGUGUAUGGGAAGCACAAGGAUUAAGGUGGAAAGCUGUAAAUUGCAUGUGCAUACUUGUCUAUUUUUUCUAUGAGUUUUAUUGCAAGAGGCAAAAGAGAAAAUAUAUAUAUUAUUUAGAUAAUCUCAGUACCUUUUCUGGCAUUUUCGCCCUGUAUAGGUUGACUUGGCAAUUCAGCCUUUUUAGAGGCAUUAACUACUCCUCGUAAGUGUUGCAUUUACAUGGCUGUUUAGAAAACUGCUGCCCAAAUUUAUUUUAUAUUUUUGUACAGAUUCUGCAGUUUAUGAUAUUGUUUUUCUAAAAACAAAUGCUGUUUAUACAUAUGAGAUAGCUAUUUUGAUAGGAUUUGCUCACAUAGUUCCUGCAAACUUCAGAUGUACAAGUAGCACUUGUACUUUUAUAGAGUUGUAAUGUUUUAUAUGUGUAUGGUGCAAGAGAAAAUUGGAUCAAAUCAAUCUGCAGUUGAUGUCCCCAGAUGCAAACACACCACCACACACACUCACUCAGCUCUUUAAGAAAGGGCCAGGUGAUAUCACACCCAAACUUUACAAGCACUGGCUUGGUGGCACAGACGCCCGCCAGUACUGUGACUUCCAGAGCCUGAGCUGGUCUGCUCAUCCUUGGUGGGAUGGCAUUGACUGGGCUGUGCAUUGAAGUGGUGGUCUCCUUAGCCCCCUCUUUUGAGGGGAAGGCUAUCAUCUUACUUUAAGGAUGUUUUUAUGCCAAGUUUGCUCUUUUAAUUGUUUUUAUUUUUUUUAAGUGAAAACUCAGAUCUUUCCUUUUUUGGCAUAAUUUUUAUGAUGAACCCAAAAUUUUACAUAACAAAAUUUUAUGAAAAGCAACCACGCUCUUCAUGGAGCUGAGCCCAGUUGCAAUGCUUAGGGCUCGUAAAGAAGAAAUUCUCAGAAGGCAUCCAUCAUGUUGCUAGAUUGCCUUUUCCAUUGCCCCUUCCCUAGACCUUUUUUUUGUUCCCUCUGUUGCUAAGAGCAGCACAUGGCAUCUUCAUGACCUCCACAGUGAGCUCGGCUCACCUUGGCUGCCGGCCUGGGAUGCACUCUUCCAACAACUGACUCUAGAACCUGGAGUCUGUCACCUUACUUCACAGCGUCCAGUCUGGUUGCUUUCUUUAAUCAACUGCUAAUUUAACUAUACUUUACAAGGCUGUUAUACCCAAAUACACAGACAGGAAUUUCUAUGCAUGUUUUGCCUCCUCACCCCUAGGACCCCUUUAAGAAGUAGCUUUUUAUUCCCAGUGGUGUAUAUUUAAUUUUAAAACAUUUUGCAAUGUAUCGUGCUUGUCGCCGAGAUUGUUUAUAGCCUUUCUGUUUUUUUCUUUCUUUCAAUGGUACUUUAGCUGUUGAGUGCAGGUUACAACCUAUAUUGUUAUGCAGAUGGCUUCUUUAGGAAUAACUUUUAUAUUUAUUUAAAAAUUUUUAAAUUAUGGGAUUUUGUUUUUUGUUGUUGUUGUUGUCUUUGUUGUUGGUCAUUUGUCAAUAUUCAGUCACCAGUUCUGCUCACUUCUUGCCAUGGAUAAAACUGGGUCUUUCUGGCCCGUUAAAAAAGACAACUUUAUAAAUGGCACUUUAAACAAGCCAUACAUAGUUUUAUUUUUAUAAUGCACAUGGCAAAGCAAAUAUGUUUGUGAUGAAGGAGCUGCUCAUCUAAGAUUUGUGUAUGAUGAGGCUGUCUUUCUGCAUUCUAGUUUACUUUCCCACUCAAUGUGUUCUAAAGGCUAAUUAUCAGCUCCCUAGAGCAGUGAGAAACUGAUCAAAUUGCACUCAUUCUCCUACAAGCAACCUCCACACAGACACUGUAGCUGUGUCAUUUCCUUUGAUACAGGACCAGGGACCAUGUGACUAAGGUGAGGGUUGUUGAAGGUGCUUCCAUGUCACUGUGCCUGUCCAUUUUAAGAGCUUCCCUUUCUUGUAGAGAAACAAGUCAGCCCAGAAUCCAUGCGUUUUAGAACGGAAGGACCCUGUGAACUGGCCACACGCUGCACUCUUCUUCAUACGUACUUACAAUAGUGUUGAUUAUUCCGAACAAUAAUGGGGUAGAAAGCAGUUGAUUUGCCAUUGUCAAAAACUGAUUUACAGUAAGUUAGAACAACUGUACUUUCGUUGGAUUAGCAAAUCGUGUGUUUAAACAAAUCCCAUAUGUUGGGCAACAGUUCAAAUAAGCAGAGAAGUGUUGCCCGAACUUGGUUCUCUGACUCUAGUGUAUUUGUAAGGCUGGGCUUCAAAAUUAAAACAAAAACCCCCAACAACAGCAGGCCAGUGCUCUUCAACUCUGACACUCCUGCUGAAAUUCUUAAUGCUCAAAGUCUAACAAGAUAUACAUGGGAAGCUAAUGGCCCAUUUUCAGAAAGAGCAAAGCCAUCAAGAGAUCAAAGUGUCUGUGUCCUAUUUUUACUAAGUGAUGUCCCAACAGAGAAGAGUAGGAGCCGGAGUGGGAUCUCCGAGUCCCCAUUGGAGUGUGGGAUGUGCUUCCAGAUGCCUCUUGGCAGCAGUGCCUCCCUUUAUAAAGAUAUCCUGUGGCACCCAGAGCAAGGCAGGCAGCUUGAGGUGCCUUUUAUAAGAAAGACAUG
Molecule: messenger RNA, 4433 nt
Organism: Castor canadensis (American beaver)
Lineage: Eukaryota; Metazoa; Chordata; Mammalia; Rodentia; Castoridae
Gene: Sertad2
Product: SERTA domain containing 2
Cellular component (GO): nucleus
Molecular function (GO): transcription regulator activity
Source: RefSeq, a predicted model, not a curated record